AAACACACAGCGUGUCAUCAUCAUAAAGGCUCGUCGUUCCUUUCAUUUUCUGAUUUUCGCGUCGUCUUAUGAAUCUGGUGGAGUUGUUCAGCGUCCCGGCGGGGUUGAGAAACUGACCGGGUCCAGUAUGGCUCAGACCAGUCAACUACAGGAGAUUCAUGAGAGAGACCUGCGAGAUGUAGUUCUCAUUAAAACCAGCGUCGGUGCGUGUUUGCGUGGAUAUUUCAGAAGGACGGAACGCGAAGUGGCUGUCAAGUUGCUCACGGAUAGUAAAUGGAUUGACAGGUUGCAGAAAGGAGGAAUGUCGGGUCAGGUGAGAUCUGAGCGUGUACUGGUCCCACUGGGUGUGUACAGGAGUCACUCUCUAUUUGGGUUGGUGUGGGACUGGAUGACUGAAGGCUCUCUAGAUUCAGCACUGCAUGAGACAGAACUGCACCCAGAGCUUUCAAUGACUCUUUGUCUUCGGAUCCUGUUGGAUGUUGCUGAAGGUUUAGCUCAUCUCCAUGGCAUUCGGCUGCCUCAUGGAGCCCUGAAAGCCACUAAUGUUCUUCUUGACCAACAAUACCGUGCCAAGUUGUGUGACUGGGGCCAAGAGAUAGACAUGAAUUUGAUGAUAAACUCCUCCAAUGGGUUUCGGCCAUGCUACAGAGAUCUGGCCUAUAUUUCACCCGAAGGCAACAUUCCUUCUGCAGAGGCUGACAUUUACAGUUUUGGGAUUCUAAUAUGGGAAACGCUAAAUAGAAAGCGUGCAUGUGAAGGUAUGGAUCAGAUUCAGACCCUCUUACUCUCUGCUCAGGAGAAGUUGGAGCUUGGUGUGAGGGUUGACCUUCUGCAACCAAUGACCCCUCAAAACCAUGCACUUACCCAGCUUAUUGUUAGAUGCUUGCACAGUGAACCUAAAAAACGGCCAUCGGCUGAGGAGUGUGCAAGGGUUCUGAGGACAGCUUUGGCAGUUUAUGAUCCACAGACUUUCAGUGAUGAUGUUCUUCACCUAAAAUCUUGCAAGGAAAAGAAGCUUCUGAAGUCAUCCUGGGAGUUGCCAAUUGAGCUACUUAAUCUAAAAGACAGUAGUUGCAUAAGCACCAAAAAUUGGACCUCCAAGGUUAUUCCAAGGAAUGAAGCUCAUUUGUCACAGAUUCCCAAAUUGGAAGCAGAAGGAAAGGUGUCUCUGCGGAUGGGAAGAAGGGUUUGUUCUCAGAUCAGAUGCUGUAAGGAUUCUGAAAAUAAAUCAGUUCAACCUGAUAGCUCUCAGACUCCUGGACAGUGUGGAGACCCCCAGAGACAGAGUCCCACGUCUUUAAGGUCCCCGUGUGUUUCCCCCACAACGCUAUUUCAGAGUACAUUGCCACAUAAUGCUAGCAACCAUGUUACAUGUCAAAUGUCAGCCGGAAGGAGCUUUUGCCGACUGCUACGGGAGAGAAGGGAGAGCAUUGUUCGUUGCAUGACCGAAGGACGACUCAACAACCUGUUAGAUGUGUUACGGGCCCGGCAGGCUGUGACCCGUGAGACAUACGAGAUCAUCACGGCAGCCGUGACCUUGACCGAACGCACACGCUGUUUACUCGAUAUGUGUUCCUGUCUGGGGGAGAAUGUGGCUGUUCUGGUGGCCACAACUUUGGGUCUAGUAUCCACUAAACACACUCAGAUAGCCUCUAAAUGACAUGAUGGUCAGGUUAUUAUACAGUAAUAUAUUGUAUUAUAUUAUAGCAUUUUAAUAUGCUGAGAUUUUAUAUUAUUUGGUCUGCUUUAAAGCAGAGAUGAGAAGAGGUCAGACCCUCUGAGAUGGUACACUGCCAUGCAGUUUCACUCUCUUAAAAUGUAAUCAAAUUGACAGCUUUUAAGGGUAUUCGUUGUAAUUCAGUUUGCAUACUGACGGGAUUAUUAUGUAUUUGUCUUUGAACAUAAUGAUGUUAUGUUUAAUAGGCAGGUACUGCUUUGAUCACAUUAUUUAAGUUUCACAAAAUUUAAGCAACACAAAAGGGUCAUUUAAUGGGGGGGGGGGCUGUUUUAAUGAAUAAUAGUUCUCACAUCAGUGUUUACGGUCAACAUUCACACUCAACAUACUAUUCAUACAGUAGUAGUUGUUUGUAGAUUAUCAUUAACUAGAAAACAGCGUUUGGGUGGGUCAUCAGAUAUUUCAUCAAUCAUCUCUAGUGUUUUUUGUGUAUUGUGUGCUAUGCAUUUCUGAUACACGGUUUUAUGUUUUGUAAUGCAGAUUUGGAUUGUGCAUGUUGCACAACAGUUUCUGAUUGUAGAGUAUCUUGCAACAAGACAUUUUAAGUGCAUUUAAUGUAAUAUUGAUUAGUUCCUUAUGUAUGCAGCAUAACAAGAAUUUAAAAUAAAGAUUCACG
This is a messenger RNA of Paramisgurnus dabryanus, 2351 nucleotides long. Its product is annotated as receptor-interacting serine/threonine-protein kinase 2. Gene Ontology annotation, biological process: protein phosphorylation; regulation of apoptotic process. Lineage: Eukaryota; Metazoa; Chordata; Actinopteri; Cypriniformes; Cobitidae. The record is from RefSeq and is a predicted model, not a curated record. Gene Ontology annotation, molecular function: ATP binding; JUN kinase kinase kinase activity.